Penaeus indicus is the source of this 788-nucleotide messenger RNA. RefSeq lists its product as uncharacterized. The transcript has 3 exons. NCBI's taxonomy places the organism in Eukaryota, Metazoa, Arthropoda, Malacostraca, Decapoda, Penaeidae. Bases 238 to 729 code for a protein of 163 amino acids. The record is from RefSeq and is a predicted model, not a curated record.
UUUAUCCAUGUUUUGUAGGAGAGAAAGGCACGCACAGUCAGACAUAGAGAUAAAGGAGAGGAGAGAAAGAGAGAGAGCACCGGAUGUUGAAAUUCAUUAGAGAGGGCUGAUAUCAUCAAAUUUGCUACCAGGCUGGCCACAUAACCGCCUUCGCUCGCAGACGCAGGUGACCCGGUAUCCCGCUCCGCCCUUUACCAAGCAGUGCAGAAUCUGAGUUAGCGAAAGUUUGCGAAAAAGAUGGAGAAGUGCGAGAACAAAUGGUCGAUAUAUCCUUUGAUACAGUGCUCGCUUAUUAACUCAGCUGUAAUGGCCAUCUUAGGGAGCGUUGCCAACAGCGUAAUCCUGUGGUGUAUCUGGACAUGCAAGAAGACGAAUUCUACAGUCAAGUGGCAGCUUAUAAUCAUCUUCUCCUCUCAGUUUCUCAUCUGCAGUCUAUGUUAUCCUGUUCUUAUAAUUUACAACAUACAGAGCUAUUCAUGCAUCCCCGGCAUAGUGCCCAAGGAAGCUGCUACGGUUUUAAUCACAAUAACACAAUAUCUCCUUGUUGUGAAAUUAACAGGUUUAACUACCUUGUCUAUAAUCAGGGCUACAGCGCUGUGGUCGCCGACGAAAUUCGGAGUAAAAAUAAGUGUAUCAGUAGCUGCAGGUGUUGCGAUCUUCGGGUAUCCCCUUCUGGUCGUGCUGGUAAUUAUAGGGACUGGUUUUCAUUGGGGUGCUGUGAACGCGUAAGUGUAAAAGGGUAAUGCUAUAAUUACUUUACUAUAAAUAAUACUAUAAUACUAUAAAUA